UCUCCCUUAGCGGUUCCGGUCGGAAUUACCCGGCAGCGCACGCCGACAUGGCUGCGCUGGUAGGGAAAGGUGUGCGCGACAUGCUGAAGCGUGCGGACUUCAUGACGGUCCCGCGGAGACAACGACAUAAGAAGAAAUGGGCUGCCACAGAGCCCAAAUUUCCUGCCACUCGACUGGCUCUGCAGAAUUUUGACAUGACCUACGGUGUGCAAUUUGGGGAUCUUUGGCCAUCGAUCCGGGUCAGUCUCCUUUCAGAGCAGAAGUAUGGUGCACUGGUCAAUAACUUUGCCGCCUGGGAUCGUGUGAGUGCUGAGCUGGAGCAGCUGAGUGCCAGGGACUUCGUGAAUGAAGCUAUCUUCCAUGGGGAACCAGAACCUGAGAAUGGCCAAACUGCAGCUCCACCCCCUGCCUCCUGGGCCUGCAGUCCAAACCUUCGAUGCUUCACUUUCGCCAGAGGGGAUGUCAGCCGUUUCCCUCCUGCCAGGCUUGGCAGCCUGGGUGUCAUGGAUUACUACCUGAUGGAUGCUGCCUCCUUGCUGCCUGUCCUGGCCCUCGGCCUGCAGCCUGGUGACACCGUGCUUGACCUGUGUGCCGCCCCUGGGGGAAAGACACUAGCAUUGCUUCAGACUGGCUGUUGCCGCAAUCUCGCUGCCAAUGAUCUCUCCACUUCACGAGCAGGCAGACUACAGAAGGUCCUUCACAGCUAUGUGCCUCAAGAUGUCAGGGAUAGGAAUCGAGUUCGAGUCACAUCAUGGGAUGGCAGGAAGUGGGGAGAACUGGAGGGGGACAUCUAUGACCGGGUGCUGGUGGAUGUGCCCUGUACAACAGACCGCCACUCCCUUCAUGAGGAGGAGAACAACAUCUUUCAGCGUUCAAGGAAGAAGGAGCGGCAGAUGUUGCCUGUGUUGCAGGUGCAGCUUCUUGCGGCUGGACUCCUUGCUACCAAACCAGGAGGCCACGUUGUCUAUUCCACCUGCUCACUCUCACACUUACAGAAUGAGUAUGUGGUGCAAGGCACCAUCGAGCUCCUGGCCAAUCAAUAUGGCGUCAAGGUUCAUGUGGAAGACCUGACUCACUUCCGAAAGCUUUUCAUGGACACAUUUUCUUUCUUCCCAUCCUGCCAGGUUGGGGAGCUGGUAAUCCCAAACCUCAUGGCCAAUUUUGGGCCUAUGUACUUUUGCAAAAUGUGUAGAAUGACGUAGCAUCACCCUGUUCCUGAAGUCCUGUUGUAGGAAGACAAAGGGUGUACUCUUGUGAAGACCAGUGGCAGAGGUGCACUCUGGCCUAUCUCCAUCCCAUUCAAGUCUUUCUAUAGACAGUUUUCAGCAGUAGGAAGUAAGAGUUUUUCUGUCCUGCUGUCCAAUUGUGGAGCAUCAGCACGUUUCUAACUCACUUAUUACACUCCACUUCCAACCCCUACUCCCCAUCUCUGAGCCUGUGCUAAAGGUUCCUGCCCCAUUAGGGGCUUAGGAGGAGGAACCUGUGAGCAGGGCCACUCUUUAAGCUGUAAACUUGGGAAGAAGCAUUUAGCCAAUAAAAUUGUUGAAGCUCCAUGGA
Balaenoptera acutorostrata (minke whale) is the source of this 1557-nucleotide messenger RNA. RefSeq names its product NOP2/Sun RNA methyltransferase 4 (gene NSUN4). Gene Ontology annotation, molecular function: methyltransferase activity. Gene Ontology annotation, biological process: rRNA methylation. The record is from RefSeq and is a predicted model, not a curated record. The transcript is spliced from 6 exons. Gene Ontology annotation, cellular component: mitochondrial large ribosomal subunit. The coding region runs from base 48 to 1202 and encodes 384 amino acids. NCBI's taxonomy places the organism in Eukaryota, Metazoa, Chordata, Mammalia, Artiodactyla, Balaenopteridae.